Paramisgurnus dabryanus is the source of this 2279-nucleotide messenger RNA. The record is from RefSeq and is a predicted model, not a curated record. Lineage: Eukaryota; Metazoa; Chordata; Actinopteri; Cypriniformes; Cobitidae.
UGACGGUAAAAUGACGCGUUUGUGGGUCGACCGAGUCCAACACGACUGAGGAAACGUGCUACAGUCUGAGCGUGUACAUUAUAACAGGGAACAACGUGUUACUCGGGAUAUCAGCCUGUUUGUAAAAACAGUUUUGAGGAAGUAAAAGACACAACAAACACGUAACAGUAAUUUUGGAUCCAUCGUAUUUGAGACGACAGAUUUGUGUUUUUCCUGUGGUACACACUGUCACUGGGGCGGUACCCUUUUGUACCUAAAGAGGACAUACAGUACACCAAAGAAACAUCUUGGUACCAAAUUGGGGAAAAUGAGAAGAGAAGUGAAAGCGGGAGUCAACUUUCUCAAAUGCUUGGCGGUGGAACGUGGAGGUGUAGACGAAAUCAAAGCCAAACAGUUUGCUGCUAAACUACAAGAGCUUCUACUUGAAAAGUUCACAGACCACUGGUACCCAGACAAUCCUACCAAGGGACAGGCAUACAGAUGCAUCAGAAUUAAUGAAGGAGGUCCUUGCGAUGAAUCAGUGUUGCAAGCAUGCAAAGACUGCGGUCUAAAGCCGUCUGAGUUGGGCUUUCCUCGUCAAAUUACAGUAUGGAUUGAUCCACUGGAGGUGUGCGUGCGCUCUGGGGAAAACUGUAGAUAUUUUACAGUGGCUCAGUUUAGUAAAGGGGAGGAGGAUGAUGAGCAAAAUGAGAUUGACUUGAAUCAGGAUAGCACAGUGGAUGCUGUGAAUUUGGAGACCUCUGAUUACCAUUCAGCGUCCUCCUCUGACUGCGGCUCGACCGUCUCAAGUGACACAGAAGAAGAAAUGAAGAUGAAAGAAACAAAGAAAGUAGUAGAGAAAAUAGUGAAGAACACAGCUCGCACAACAAGAUUCAAGACAAGGGAUGCAAAAGGGCCACGAAAAAUUCCUCAAGUUCAGAUGCCUGCCCCACAUUACUUCUAUCAGCCUUUGCCAAUGUGGCUCCAGAAUAAGAAAAAGAGAGGCACGUUCUUCACGCCCGUAUGUGCACCGGCACCUUCUCCGUUGUUUGCUUACUACGUUAUUCCCAAACCCGCUUCUCAGUUCAUCAUGCCUACCUUUCAAACCUGGGGGACAGUAAAAGGAUAAAUCAGGUCAAAUCCAAGGCUAUUGUCAUGAAGCUAUUUUUAUUAUGCAGUCUGACGUAUGGCAACAUUUUUAAUCGUUUUACAUUAAAAUCUGAAACCAUUAACUAUACUCUUUUCACAAACUCUCAUUAGGUUUUCUGUGGGUUGUUGGUUUACUAAGACUAAGAUUACUAAGAUUUUCUAAAACUGCUUUUGCACAGAUCAUUUACUUUGUUAUUAGGUGAUCAAAAACUUAACAGGGACAUUUAUCAACUACUUGACCAAAUUGCUGCAUACAAAAAUGAGAAGUACUGUAACAUCUCUUUCAUCAGUUAAUGUAGUGAAUAUUUAAAAAAAACAAUAUUUUUAUAGAAUUGUUUGAGUGCUAUUUUAUGUAAAAGAAAAUACUAUAAAAGUAAUCAUAAAUAUAGGCUAAUAGUCUUCUGUGAAAACACAUUCCCAAAUAUUAAAUAACAUAUCCAGCAGGUAAUCUCAGGAGUCUUUAAAUUCAGCAAUAUCUGUGAAAAUACCAGGUAGCAUUUACCUCUUUCUUACCUCUUACAUUUCUACAGAAAGUAAUUUUUAUAUACUGAAGCCAUAAAGUGCUGUGGUGCAUAUUGAUGCUAUUAGAUAAUGUGAAUUCACAUAUUCACAGAGAUUUAAUCAUAUUUAUGUCUGCACAUAAUGUUUAAAAGAUUGCAUUAAUAUUAAACGUUUUUUUAAUUAUACUUGAUUUAACAGACAAUGAUGCUGUUAUGCUUGUAGCUUGGUAAUUUUAUUGUAAUUUAUUACAGAACCACUAGGUGGUACUAUAUUGUCUUAAGGCUAAAGCCAUACUUUAUUUUAAUCAUGUUUUGUUUGUUCGCAUCGUUUGGUCCUAGAAACUUGCCGGUGUUUGUUAUGAAUUCAACAGCAUGUAAACGUUUACAGUGUUCAUUCCCACAAAAUGAUUUGUUGGAUAAAUACAAUGUUUAUUUAUAUAAAUAUUUUACAGAAUCAUAAUUGAAACCACCAACUUUUGUUGUAAACUAUUUUCAGGACUGGAAUGUCACAUUGAUUUUCUUUUUAGUUGAAAAAUUGGAUGAGGUUUAAUAUAUGCAAUGUAACUUACUCAUUUUUUUUAUUUCUUAAACCUCAAUUGUAUAUUUAUUUGUCCCUUCUGUGCUUUUUUAUAUUAAACAUUUUUAAUAAUG